Molecule: messenger RNA, 2616 nt
Organism: Lineus longissimus
Lineage: Eukaryota; Metazoa; Nemertea; Pilidiophora; Heteronemertea; Lineidae
Exons: 5
Coding region: 820-1236 (138 amino acids)
Source: RefSeq, a predicted model, not a curated record
AGUGUUAUAUCGAUGCGCAACAAGACAAGUGUAGGGACUUACGGAGGACAGGCGCGGCUUGGAACAGUUCCGUAAUCUGCGUGCAACUGCAUCUCUUUGCAUGGUUUUCAGUGAAUCAGACACUUAAGUUCAAAUUUUUAGCAACAUCAAUCUUCUUUCCGUGUUAGUGACAUAUACAUGUUGUUCAGUGACUUGGAAUAAUUAAUUACACAUAUUACGUCAUUUUGAGUGCAAAAUGUAUGAUAUUCUUAUGGCUUCAUUUCGUAAAUUGGAAGCUCGUGUCUUGAAGACUUGACUGCAACUGUCGCGCCCAAUCUAGCCGAGAUCGAUUUAAAACCAAUCUAAACUUCAACGAUCUGUGGUGACACAGUAGAGUCUUUCUGACAGCACGCAGUUGAAUUGUUACGAUUCGUUUUCGAAUCGGCGGCGUUGUGACGAAACAUGGCUCUAAAGACGUCACCGGACGAAGGAAUAUCACGCAAGAUUCAAACAUGAUCUUACUAAAUUAGCUAGAUAUGCUUGACAAGAAAUCCAAGAUUGGAUUAAUUCUAGAAGAACGGUUAUAUUACAUCAUACGAUCAUCCAAUUUAUGAGAAAUUAUUCCAUCUUUGCUAAUUAGCAAUGGAUUAAUUAGGAUAUUAAGGAGAGAUACACGAGACAGGCGACAUGAUUAUGUAUACGUGGAUUAUUUCAUUUUAGGGAAGGGUGUGGAAAUGACUUCUUCUAUUCUAGCUUUCGUAAAUUUCAAAAGAGGAACUUGAGUUUUCAUCGUUUUCACCCUUCCAAAGGUCUUUAUUCAUUUAUUGCCAGUGCGUCGUCAUGGAGAUUCAUCUAAGCGAUACGAUGAUCGGGGUGGUCAUGGCGUCAGUCGUCAUCGCCUUCUUCAUGAUCCUGACGGUACUGUGUAUCUGCGGAUCCUACAUCGAUGACAAGAGAGAAAUGAAAGAAUUGGAAGAAAUAGCCGAACGCGCCGUCCGCAGACGAAAAAAACAAUUGAAAGAGGAGAGACAGCGACGACAGAACGGAAGUUUUCAAAAUGGAAGCAGUCAGAUUUUCAGCAUCACCAACGAAAACCGAAAAUACAAUAAGAGUUACAGCGUUGGUAAUAUCCACACAGCCGCGAGCAAAAAAGUGAAGCAUUUUCAGAGCUACCGAAAAAACAAGAUGAUGCAAGCCAAACUAAAGCGGAAGAGCAUGGGACAGGUCAGAGAAAAUGGCGCCUCGAACAUCACGUGACAAUUAGAGGACGAUUUCCCAUUGGCUCAAUCGGCUUUUAUGCCGAGCAUACCAUUUCGAAACGGCAGAGCAGUUUACCUGCCUUCGUGAUGACGGAGACACCCAAUGCGGAAUUGGCAAUAAGCAAUUGUCAAAUCGCCGCACCUCCGCACAAACCCAGUACAUCUUUAUGAUCACUGCAUUAUAGAUAACACAACAGGAUUGCUUGCCGCAAAGAAUGUAUAUAAAUAUUCAUUAUUGUCGUGGGUUUUUUUGUAAUCGCGGAUUAGGAAAAUGUUAGGAAGGGCGAGACUUAUUUCGUCAUGAUCUCGGAAGUAUAGCUUGCUGGCAUACAUGUGCAUGCAAUGCGAUAAAACCAUUUCAUCGAACACGUGUUUACGUUCACACCAAGGAAAACGGAUUGUGCGCAAAUGAACAUAACAUCGCCUUACUUCUCGUCAUUGUAAGAACCUCAUACUAUCUUUCUAUGCAUAGAGUCUGAUUCCCUGCCCAAGUGGUUUGCUAAUGAUUCCAGCACAGGUAUUGUCGGAGAAACGGUCUCCGCUUCCGGAAGGAAAACAAUCUUCGCAAAAUUAAAAACAAUUUGGGAGCUUGUACGUCAUGUAUAUAGAUUAAUGUAUGAAGGACGUGUUCUUACUGAACAUUCCAAUCGACUUCAUAUCCAUUUUUAAGUUAAGAAUUCUACUACAUGUUCAGGCAGGUGAUACCGUUCGCUUGAAAUUGUUGCGAUAAGAAAAUUUGAGGCGCAAGGGUUGGAAUAGACGCGCGCGACAUCCGGAAACAAACGUCUUUGUGUGGCAAUAGAGUGAUGUUUUAUAGGCCAACAAAUCGUUAACAGCUGCUAUCACGGACAUUCGCUGCUAUUUGUACAAAGUCCAUGUUCGAUGUUUUUCUAAUCAAUGCGUUAAAACGUUCCCUCCAACUUCGGAAAUAAACCAUUUGAUGCUGGAUGGAUAAAAGUUGCAGUCGUUUGAUUAAAUGUAUAUAUAUAUCAAAUGAUCAAUACUCCACGCCCCUAAAGUGACGCUUGAAGUCUGGAUUAUAGACCACGUCAUACUGGCGUCAUAUGGUCGUGCACUAUUUAGAGGAAUACGUCUGAAAUUUGAGUAAAUUCCGCUGAUGAUAAUACUGGUAAUUUUUAGUGAUAUGUAGUGUGCGAUUUGAACAUUCGAGAAAUGAACUGGCACGGAAAUUUACAGCACAGCUGCGACCUGCGAUGACCGACGCAAACGAAUGAUUAUCACAUCGUGUGACUUAAAUCGCAAGUCGUAGGGUCAAUUUUUUUCGACCACAUCGGCAGACCAACCAAGACCGAUUCGGUGCGUAAUCGUAAUCUUCUAAGGGUCGUACUCACGACCUCCUGACAGUCAGUUGUGUGAA